This is a messenger RNA of Paramecium tetraurelia, 456 nucleotides long. RefSeq lists its product as uncharacterized. The record is from RefSeq and is a predicted model, not a curated record. The transcript has 2 exons. NCBI's taxonomy places the organism in Eukaryota, Ciliophora, Oligohymenophorea, Peniculida, Parameciidae.
AUCUUUAUAAAUAAUAAAUAAAAUUAUGGAAGAAUAACGCAAGAGAUUAAACUCUUCAAUGACUUAUGAAGAAUAUGUUAGCACCUUUGAUAAGGCACCAAAAAAACCUUGUUUGAAGCCAAAAUAAGAACCAGAUGUUGGAAUGGAGGAUCUAGAUUUGCUUAGUGAUGCCUAAACUGAUAUACCUCAAAUCAAAAAUAAAAUAUACUGCGACCCUAAUACUGUUAUUUAAGAAGUUGAGGAAGAUGGCAAAACACCUGUAGUUUGGGUAGAUUAAUAACUUACUCCGAGCCCAAUGAAAAAGGCAAGGUAAAGAACAUAAAGCGAGAAUAUAUAAUUUACUUUUAUAAGUUUUGUUGAAAGAGGAAUUGAGAGAAAGGGAUCACGAAAGUUUGAAUGAAUAAAUUUUGUGCUUAAAUAUUUUUAUUAUUUAUGAAUAGUCCUUUUUAGGACAGA